GCUGUAAGUCUGAAUAUUUUCACAAAAUUAGGUAGGGUGCAAUUAAGCCUAUGUGGGGAUAAACUUAAUAAUAUCUGGUUUGGAUUUAUUCCAAUCUCUCCCAACAAUUAAAGAAACUUCUCUCACUCUCUCCACUCUCCUCCUCUGUGUUUCAUUAAUAUCCUUCUCCUCUCUCUCUCCUCCAAAAUUUGAUUCCACUCAGCAGCAAUGGAUAUCGUAGAGGCCACAAAUGAAUUUCAAGAUUGGGAGCUUCUCCAAACCAACUCGGACACCGAGUCGGCGCCGGUGACCUCCGCCGAUUCCGGCGCCUCGUUCCACGAUAUUGAUUCCUGCGCCUUAAUUCAGGCCAAUUAUUUCUCAUCGGACCCUCUCGAUCGUUGCGAUGAGCUUGUAGAUGAUGGUAAAUCGGUUGGCUCCGAUAACCCGGGCUGGAUUGAUCCCGGGUUGGGGGAGGACCUGUCCCACCGCCCUAACGAGGAGCCAUGCGAAUUUUCGCCGGAUUCUAGCAGCGAGCGGUCUGAAGAUCAGAAAUUCAGCGAAUUGGAAGGGGUUAACGAAUUAGGGUUUCGCGAAAAUGAGGAAAACGACGCAAAAUCUGAGGUGAUUGAGGAAAAAGGGGAUGACUCGGAAGAUUUGGUGAAUUACUGCAUGGACUCGAUUGGAACUGAUGGGGAUUCUGCUGAAAUUAGCGAUCUCGUCGAGGGUUCUCAGGUGGGUGUGGAAGGCGACGUGAUUUUGCACGCUGAGUCGCAGGUUUUAGGCGAGGAAAUGAAUGAGAAUGAGGGGAUUGAAAGUGGAGGCGAAGUUGUUGAUGGUGGCCGCGCCGGAGUUAAAAACGGCGGCGGUGAGCUUGAGAAGAGCGGCGUAGUAUGGUGGAAGAUGCCAAUGGAGUUUCUGAAGUACUGUAUGAUGAGAAUGAGUCCUGUUUGGACCGUCUCAGUGGCUGCUGCUUUUAUGGGGUUCGUGAUCUUGGGGCGCAGGUUGUAUAAGAUGAAGAGGAAGACCAGGGGAUUGCAGAUUAAGGUUGCUGUUGAUGAUAAGAAGGUGUCUCAGGUGAUGAGCCGCGCUGCUCGUCUGAACGAAGCUUUCUCAGUCGUGAAACUUGUCCCAGUGAUCCGCCCUUCACUGCCUGCCGUUGGUUCCACGAGCAACUGGCCCGUGAUGAGUUUAAGAUGAGACUAGGAAUUUUUAUACGUAAAAGAAGUGAUCUUUGUCGAGCUUAUGACAAUAUUUAGGUGCCACUAUUUUAGUGUAUAACGUGUGCGCAUUAGUGUUCCUUUUACUUGUUUACCCUAAAAAGCUUCUGUUUCAUCGUCUAUGUAUCUAUAACUCAAAUGGCUUUGUUAUUGAAUGUGUUUUCUCAA
Messenger RNA from Salvia miltiorrhiza (redroot sage), 1364 nucleotides. RefSeq lists its product as uncharacterized. NCBI's taxonomy places the organism in Eukaryota, Viridiplantae, Streptophyta, Magnoliopsida, Lamiales, Lamiaceae. The transcript is spliced from 2 exons. Bases 208 to 1176 code for a protein of 322 amino acids. The record is from RefSeq and is a predicted model, not a curated record.